AUGUGUGCUGAUUUCCUUUGGGGACAUAAAAUGCACUUGGUGGCUUGGUCUGCAAUUUGUCAGGAUCAUAAACAAGGUGGUUUGGGGGUAUAUUCAGCAAAAUUUUGGAAUUUUACUUCUGCUGCUAAGCUGCUUUGGAUGAUCCAUAAUAAGAAGGACAUUCUGUGGAUUAAAUGGAUACAUGGAAACUAUUUGCGGCAGAACAAUGUUUGGCAAGUGCAAAACAGAGAAAGUGACUCUUGGAUGUGGAAACAAAUUCUGAAAGUUAGGGAUUUGUUAGCAUUGAAGCUUAGUAAUACUGAUAAUCUUCUUUCUGUCAUCAAUAAUUGCUACACUGGAGAUAAAUUUAGCAUUUCUGUUAUGUAUAAGAGACUAAACCAGCAGGUUCCUUCAAUAGCUAUAUCAGGAACUAUUUGGGGUGGUUGGCACUACCCUAAGCAUUCCUUCAUAUUAUGGUUGGCUUCCAUCUCAAGGUUGUUAACUCAAGAUAGACCGUGCAGAAUGAGGAUUCUUAAAUCAAAUCAGUGUGUGCUAUGUUCUGAUAUCAAUCAAAGAGAAACCUGCAAUCUCUUAUUCUUUGACUGUCAAUACUCAGCGAUAUUUUGGAAUAAAGCAAUGGACUGGGUUGGCUUUAAUUGGAAGACGUGUAGCUGGCAUCAUCUUUCAUCCUGGUUUAGUAUGAGUUUGAGAGGGACAGGCUUUAAAGCAAAGCUUAAAAGGAUGGUUUUAUUAGCGUCAGUUUAUAUGCUCUGGCAGGAGAGGAACCUUAGGCUUUUCCAAGGACGUGCACGAGAUUCUGAUACUCUCUUUCGUGCACUGAAGUUCAGUAUAUACUCUAAGCUUCUGAAUGUAAAAAUUCCAAUUCAUGUAAAGGAAUAUAUUGAGAGACUGCCAUGA
Messenger RNA from Asparagus officinalis (garden asparagus), 897 nucleotides. RefSeq lists its product as uncharacterized. NCBI's taxonomy places the organism in Eukaryota, Viridiplantae, Streptophyta, Magnoliopsida, Asparagales, Asparagaceae. The record is from RefSeq and is a predicted model, not a curated record. The transcript has a single exon. Bases 1 to 897 code for a protein of 298 amino acids.